Colletotrichum higginsianum IMI 349063 is the source of this 1380-nucleotide messenger RNA. Its product is annotated as MOSC domain-containing protein. The transcript has 4 exons. Lineage: Eukaryota; Fungi; Ascomycota; Sordariomycetes; Glomerellales; Glomerellaceae. The coding region runs from base 1 to 1380 and encodes 459 amino acids. The record is from RefSeq and is a predicted model, not a curated record. Gene Ontology annotation, molecular function: pyridoxal phosphate binding; catalytic activity; molybdenum ion binding.
AUGGAAGUAAACUUGUCGACGUCCGCCCUGAGCGAGCCUGUCCGCCUAGGCUUCGGCUUCUACUUCCUCCCCUUCGCCACGUUCUUAUGCUUCCUUGUUCCGGUCCUCUACCUCUUCCCCCCGAUUCCAGCUACCACCCGCGACGCGCUACUGGCGACUCACUCCCAGAUCGGCGCGGCCUCUCCCAGAAGCAAAUCCCGGGAUCAGCCCCCCGCCGGGGAGCAGCAGAAGACCGAGACCGGGACCAGCGCUGGUGGGUUCGCAAAGGUCGAGUCGCUCUGCGUCUACCCGGUCAAAUCAUGCCGCGGCAUCGAGGUCGCGCGGAGCAAGCUCCUCCCCACAGGCCUCGAGUUCGACAGACUGUACACCUUUGCGCAGCUGAAGUCCCCGUUCCCCGUGUCCGUCGAUGGCGCGGCCGAGGACGGCCGGGACACGCACUCAUGGGAGUUCGUCACGCAGCGGCAAUUCCCCCUUUUGGCGACGGUCAAGGUGGACGUCUAUGUGCCCGACGCCACCAAGAAGACCGUGUUCCUCGAGAAGAGCGGCGACGCGUGGAUCGUGCUGCGCUUCCCCUGGCGCGAGCCCGGGUGGAAGGGCACCAUGCAGUGGGUCGCGGCCAAGAUCCGCGACGGGUGGCGCGGGGAGCCCGAGAUGGAGGUGCUGCUGCCCGUCGAGUUCCCCACUGACAAGGAGAUCGAGGAGCGCGGCUACACUCGCGAGGACGUCAGGGUGUGGAAGGAAAUGGUGCCCGCCUUGAACAUGGAGAAGGAGAUCCCUGGGGAGCUGAGCCGGUACCUGGGCGUGAGCAACAAGCUGGCACUGUUCCGGGUCGACCCGGGGAAGCUGAGGGAGGUGUAUCGGUGUGCGCCAGCCAAAGAGGACGCCGGGUACCAGCCCGUCGUCGGAUUUCAGGACGCCUAUCCCCUGCACCUCAUGAACACCGGCAGUCUCCAGGACUUUGACGCCAAAGUGCCCAAGGACGAUGAACUCCGACACCUCGACGUUCGGAGGUUCCGGGCCAAUGUCAUUGUCUCCGGCGCCCCGGCCUACGACGAAGAGUCGUGGAUGUCGGUCAAAUUCACUCAGGGCACGUCCAAAGUCACUGCGCCUACAAAGUGUCAAGUCUCGUGUCGCACAGUUCGUUGCAAGAUGCCCAACGUUGAUCCGGUUACCGGCGCCCGCCACCGCGUCGAACCGGACAGGUCUCUCCGCAAGCUUCGCGACGUUGACGAAGGCGCCCCGCGCAUGGGGUGUCUGGGCAUGCAGAUGGUACCUCUCUUCGAGGGCACCGAUCGCGUCGAGUACAUGCAGGCUUGGCUCGAGGUGGGCAUGUCCGUCGAAGUGUUAGAGCGCGGGCAGCACGUCUACAUUAAACAGUGA